Molecule: messenger RNA, 2089 nt
Organism: Contarinia nasturtii (swede midge)
Lineage: Eukaryota; Metazoa; Arthropoda; Insecta; Diptera; Cecidomyiidae
Gene: Tom70
Product: mitochondrial import receptor subunit TOM70
Exons: 3
Coding region: 156-1886 (576 amino acids)
Molecular function (GO): protein binding
Source: RefSeq, a predicted model, not a curated record
AAGUACGCGACAGAAUUUAUAUGCAUGAAAUCAGAGCGUAAAAUUUCACUUUCACAUUCCCCUGCCGGUGCGUGUGUGUUUUUCUUGUCAAAAAGUAAAAAGCAAGUAAAAAGUCCAGCGCAAUAAAAACAUUAAUUUCGGGUGAUAUUUGAGACAUGAGUACGGGCAGUACGGGGUCGUUGCUACCAAAAUGGCAGUUGGCAAUUUUAUUGGGUGCACCAAUUGCACUUGGACUUGGUUAUUUAUACUAUCGCAAUCAAACCACUAAAUUGUGUGAAGAUGCCAGCGAUACGGGAAAGAAGAAAAUCAGCAAUUCGAAAGACAAAUCAAUAUCGUUGGACGGUGAUGAUAAAAUGCUGAAGGAGAAAUCAGAACCAAAACCACAAAGUGAAUUGGAAAAAGCGAUUGCAUUUAAAAAUGAUGGUAAUUCACGAUUUAAAAGUGGCAAAUAUAAUGAGGCCAUUGAAUUUUAUAAUAAGGCGAUUGAUACGUGUCCGAAAACGCAUCCGUUGGAUUUGUCGACAUUCUAUCAAAAUCGUGCCGCGGCCUACGAACAAUUGAAGAAAUGGGCCGCCGUUAAAGAGGAUUGUACCAGUGCAUUGGAAUUAAAUUCACGUUAUGUUAAGGCAUUGUACCGUCGUGCAAAGGCGUGCGAACAUACAAACGACUUGGUAUCCAGUUUGGAUGACAUCACUGCCACCUGCAUUUUGGAAGGUUUUCAAAACAGUAACUCAUUGGAAUUUGCCGAUCGUGUUUUAAAAGAUAUGGGUCGUCGUGAUGCCAAAGAAGCAUUUUCAAAGCGUCAAGUCGUCUAUCCAUCGGCCAAUUUUAUCAAGACCUAUUUUGCAGCGUAUAUAAAUGAUCCGUUAACGAAAAAUAGCAACGAUGAUGCCGAUUAUGCCGAUGAUAGUGGUUUAAGUCGGGCAAAGAAAGGGCUUAAAGAUGCUAAAUAUGAUGAUAUCAUUGCAGCAUGUACCGAUGAAAUCACAUCACCCGAAUCAAGUGAAAAGCGUAAACUCGAAGCAAGACUCCUUCGUGGCACAUUCAAACUGUUGAUUGGUUUGAUGGAUGAAGCAACACAAGAUUUUGAUUACAUCGUUGACAGUUCCGAUGCUGACAUCAACAUGAAAGUGAAUGCAUUGGUAAAACGUGCCUCGUUAAAUGUGCAAAACGAUCAGCACCAAAAAGGAUUCGAAGAUUUUGAAAUAGCAGAAAAAAUAGAUCCACAAAAUGCCGAUAUAUUUCAUCAACGUGGCCAGGUGUUUGUAUUACUCGAAAAACAUGUUGAAGCUUUAUCCGAUUUUAAUACAGCGGUUGCAUUAGCACCCGAACAUUGUCCGGCUGUCGUUCAAAAAUGCUAUGCCGAAUAUCGGUUUGCAACUAUAGUUCAGAAUCAAGUUCAAAUUUAUAAUGCCAUUCAAGCGACACAUCGUGCCGUCGAAAAAUUUCCCAAUAACCUUGAAUGUUACAAUAUUUUGGCACAAAUCCUAUCCGAACAACAACAAUUUGAUAAAGCCGACGAACUAUUCGAAAAGGCAAUCAAUUUACAACCGUCACAAGCAUCAUUAUAUGUUCAUCGUGGUUUGUUGCAUUUACAAUGGACGGGUGAUAUUACAAAGUCAAUGGAACUCCUGCAAAAGGCCAUUGAAGUUGACAAUAAAUGCGAAUUGGCUUAUGAAACACUUGGUACAAUUCAAGUGCAACGUGGAGCACUCGAAAAUGCAAUUGAAUUAUUUGAAACUGCAUUGAAAUUAAGUCGCUCGGAAUUGGAAAUGGUUCACAUCUAUUCACUACGGAAUGCCGCCAUUGCCCAAUUGAAUGUGGCGAAAAAACUUGGAUUGGACUUAUCUAGUUUAUCAGCCGUCAGUCAAGUUGGCUUUGCUUAAUGCAAUCACCGCGAAAUACUAUAUGGUUUAACUGUUGUAUUUAAAAACAAUUUACUUUUUCAGUAUACAUGAAUGAGCCAAGUAGACGGAGGUCAGAGAAGAGCAUGAAAUUGUUGUGUUUUAGUUAUUAGUCUUGUCCAAUCUUUGUCGAAACGAUGAAAGAAUUUAAGCAUCUACAAAUAAAUAGAACAACAAACACAAUU